This is a messenger RNA of Nasonia vitripennis (jewel wasp), 1538 nucleotides long. RefSeq names its product peptidyl-prolyl cis-trans isomerase-like 3. Gene Ontology annotation, cellular component: catalytic step 2 spliceosome. The transcript has 5 exons. Bases 544 to 1029 code for a protein of 161 amino acids. Lineage: Eukaryota; Metazoa; Arthropoda; Insecta; Hymenoptera; Pteromalidae. The record is from RefSeq and is a predicted model, not a curated record. Gene Ontology annotation, molecular function: peptidyl-prolyl cis-trans isomerase activity. Gene Ontology annotation, biological process: protein folding; protein peptidyl-prolyl isomerization.
AGCGAUAUGUAUAGUAUGACUUCGGGAAGUGCGAUGACGUUGAGACAGGUCCGAAUCUCUCUGAUGAUAUUGCAGCCAGUGGCCGACCACGCGAGUCGUCUCCACCGGCUCUAGAAGUGUCUAACUGUUCUAUUUAUCGUGAAACCAACAUUUCGACGUUGUAUUUAAUUUUCCUGUUGGAAAUUCGAAGGUUUUGCGAUAGAAUUUUCACCGUCGAUCGAGAGAAUAUUUCGCAAAACCUCGGCGAUCUUUCGAAAAACCCGUCGCUAGCUUGACUCAUGCGGCGUUGCUUGAUCGAAGUGGGGGAGGUGCGCUCCGAAAUGCCGGAGCUUUAGUAGUAUAGACCACUGUUGGUGUGAAUGGCCCCGGGAGCCGGUGCGCGUGCGCGUGUACCUAUAUUUAUUUCUUGUUUGUGACUUGUGUGUCGUGUUCGUGAUUUGCGGCUGCUGCUGAUGGUACCCUCGCUGCGCGUUCAAAACAUUGGCUCGGCUUGUCUACUGCGGCAUUAUUGUUUUGACGACGACAACGUGACAAAGCUUCAAAAUGAGCGUGACACUGCACACAGACGUGGGUGAUAUCAAAAUAGAGCUGUUUUGCGAACUGUGUCCGAAAACUUGCGAGAAUUUUCUGGCUCUCUGCGCAUCCGACUACUACAACAACUGUACGUUUCAUAGGAAUAUCAAGGGUUUCAUAGUUCAGACUGGAGAUCCAACGCAAACUGGUAAAGGUGGAACUUCAAUCUGGAACAGAAAGUUCGAGGAUGAAUUUAAAGAGGAGUUGAAGCACAAUGCCAGGGGAUUGGUUUCCAUGGCUAACAACGGACCCAAUACCAAUGGAAGCCAGUUUUUCAUAACUUAUGCGCCACAACCACAUUUAGACCUUAAAUACACUUUGUUUGGAAGAGUUAUAGAUGGCUUAGAUACACUAGAACAAUUGGAAAAAUUACCAGUCAAUCCUAAGAAUUUUAAACCACUCACAGAAACUAGGAUAAAUAACAUAACGAUUCACGCUAAUCCGCUAGCUGGCUAAGAUAUACUCAUAGGCAAGAGGAAAAUCAACUCACCUAUAAUGACAACGUCGGCGCUCUCGGGUAGAUCUGCUGCAGCCGCCGGCUUCGCUGCAUCCCUCAUCAGCUGUCCGCUCGUGGCGAGGCUCCGCGAACGAGGCGCAAAUGGCCCGUUCCACUUGGCGAACUGCGCAAAGAGGCUCUCUAUUAUUCUUCAAACGCGUGCGAAAAUCAACUUCCUACUCGGACGACGUGCAUCCAUUAAGCUAUUAUAAUUCAUCGGGUAUAUCGCGCGUUAUAAAUGAAUGUUUAUAAGCUCUCGAAAUCAGAGUGGAAUGUUAUUGUUUUCUUUUGCCUUUUUCUCGCGCGGCCGAGCUUGACUAUAUCUUGGCAAUCGAUUGCGUAUCGCUUAAUUACUUCAUCGUCCGUGAAAGAACAACUGCAGUCGUCUAUGGAAACUCGGUAGAAUUUCUUGAAAUUUAAUCGGAAUGAAAAAAAAAAAAUAAAUAAAUAAAUAAAUAAAUAAAUAAAA